Molecule: messenger RNA, 505 nt
Organism: Culex pipiens pallens (northern house mosquito)
Lineage: Eukaryota; Metazoa; Arthropoda; Insecta; Diptera; Culicidae
Product: ankyrin repeat and KH domain-containing protein mask-like
Exons: 3
Biological process (GO): innate immune response
Cellular component (GO): cytoplasm
Molecular function (GO): protein binding
Source: RefSeq, a predicted model, not a curated record
CGGAGGUUACGUGAAAAACAUCAAGCUUCUGCUGAGUCAUGGCGCUGAAAUCAACUCUCAAACGGGCAGCAAGCUGGGAAUUUCACCUCUCAAGCUCGCGGCGGCCGUUGAGGUCAAGAACAAAAAGGGCAAAUCUCCACUUUGGCUCGCUGCCAACGGAGGCCACCUGGCGGUCGUGGAGGUUCUGUGCAACGCAGGAGCCCACAUCGAUUCCCAGGACAAUCGUAAAGUGUCCAGCCUUAUGGCAACGUUCCGUAAGGGCCACACCAAGGUCGUCAAGUGGAUGGUGAACUACAAACGGAAGAAGCGCAGAAAGGCUGAAAAGCGCGAACAGCAGCGCAAACUAGUCGAAGGCGAAGCCGAAAUCCAGUGCAAAAAAAUCCCCGAAGAAUCGUUCGACAAACAAGGCCCUGCCAACGAAACUCCGGCCAUUCGGUCCGCGUGGUUCGAGGUCGUGUUGGCGUUACUUCAGCACACGCCGUUCCUGGUGGCCGGGCGCUCGUGA